Saccharomyces paradoxus is the source of this 1302-nucleotide messenger RNA. RefSeq names its product Stb1p (gene STB1). Lineage: Eukaryota; Fungi; Ascomycota; Saccharomycetes; Saccharomycetales; Saccharomycetaceae. The coding region runs from base 1 to 1302 and encodes 433 amino acids. The record is from RefSeq and is a predicted model, not a curated record. The transcript has a single exon.
AUGUCUCAACCCCAAAUGUCCCCUGAAAAAGAGCAAGAAUUGGCCUCCAAGAUAUUGCAUAGAGCUGAAUUGGCUCAGAUGACGCGUCAAUUAAAGCUUGGUUUAAGUAAUGUCCCAUCAACAAAACGAAAAGAGGAUUCUAAAACAAAGAAAAGAAGCGGAGAAGACACUGAAGAUGUUGGCGAGGAUCACAAGUCUCUUUUGGAGGCCAUAUCUCCUGCGAAAAAGCCCCUCCACGAUGAUACAAAUAAAAUGACCGUUUUAUCGCCUGUAAAAUUUGUAGAGAAGCCAAAUACUCCCCCAUGUUCACGCCAACGAAUAGUUGAAGACCGGCCGCAGCAACUUAAGCCUAGAAAGGAGGAUACUCCGUCCACUCCAAGGGCUUCUGCUACACCUAUAAUCUUACCACAUGCCCCAUCACAUUACCAGCGUCCCCACGAUAAAAAUUUUAUGACGCCAAAACGUAAUAAUAACAAUAGCAGUAACCAUAGUAAUAAUAAUCAUAAUAAUAGUAACAGUAAUAUCAAUAAUAAUAAUAAUAAUAGUAUGAAGAAAAAGGCAGCAGCCUCUAAGGACGCUCCACAAGACAGCGAUAACACCGCGGGCGCUGAUCUCUUAAUGUAUUUGGCCACAAGCCCAUAUAAUAAGUCAUCCCAUCAUGGUACACCAAUGAACGUAAGGAUUCCCACUACCCCACGCUCUUAUCAUUACGCGUCACAAUUCAGUUUGAACGGUAAUACAGCAAGCACAUCAAACGAUGCAGUAAGGUUCUCUCAUAUCAAACCUUCAGCGUCUUCCCCACAGUCCACUUUCAAAUCGAAUCUUUUGCCAAAUUUUCCGGAUGAAUCUCUCAUGGAUUCUCCAUCACUAUACCUGAGUAAUAACAGCGGUAGUGUCCAGGCGACAUUAUCGCCACAGCAGAGAAGGAAGCCGACUACGAACUCUUUGCACCCACCUAGCAAUGUACCUACCACACCUUCAAGAGAGCUGAACGGUACCAAUUUCAACUUACUCAGGACGCCGAACUUCAACAUGGGAGACUAUCUGCAUAACCUUUUCAGCCCUUCACCAAGGGUUACCACCCAGCAGGGAACUUCAAACACAUCAGCAUCAAUUCCUUCCGUUCCAGCAAUAGUGCCCGCAUCAUCUUCCCACACAUCUGCAAUAACAACGGCUGCUAUAUCAAGCCACACUACAAAUAAUUUUCUAGAUAUGAACGCAGGCGGAAUCCCCCUCAUUGUAGGACCGGGUACUGAUCGUAUGGGCGAAGGAGAGUCCAUUGAUGACAAACUCACUGAUUGA